Elaeis guineensis (African oil palm) is the source of this 667-nucleotide messenger RNA. The record is from RefSeq and is a predicted model, not a curated record. NCBI's taxonomy places the organism in Eukaryota, Viridiplantae, Streptophyta, Magnoliopsida, Arecales, Arecaceae.
AAACCCCCCAAAAUCCGCCAUUCCUCUCCACCUCCAAAUCCACCACCCAGAGUUCCUUUCCCUUCACCUCCCAAUCUCUCUCUUCCAAUUUUCCUUGGCCCAAACUCCAUCAUGUCUAAGAACAUCACCCUUGUGUUCAUAGCCUUCCUCCUUUCUGCGUCUCUGACCCAAGUUGCCAGUCCUGUCUCUCUGGAUCCUAAGCAAAUCUCUCUUGAGGCUCUGGAACAGGAGAUACCUGAGAACGUGGAAGGAUGUGAGGGGCUUAGUGAUGAGGAAUGCUUGAUGAGAAGGACUCUUGUUGCCCAUACUGACUAUAUCUACACCCAGGGGAAGCACAACUAGGGGACUCUAGUUUUGGCUGCUCUGCCCUGUGGGUUUUGUUGCUAUAAUGAUGCUUGUCUUCUGUAAACCUCAGCUGGGAUCUUGUAAAUGUUAUCUACCAAAUAAUGGUAGAAUUUAUCUCAAUGGGCUUCUUUUGUUUGUGUGUUUGUCUGCUGUUAGAGUGUUCUCUUAUUGUUGUUUUGCCUUUAUGCAUCUUUGUUGUAAGUUCUUAUUCUGCUGGGUCUGUUUUUGUAAACUUUGACUGUAUUUUUUUCUUGGAGUCAAAAAGGGGGAGAGGUGGUUCAGUUCUGCAAUUCCUGCAAUCUAUCAGUUACUUUAGGAUUUU